AUGGUUUCUCGCAAGCUUCAAUUCCUCGUCUGGGCCACCGCUUUCGGCGGCGUUUUUGCCCAGGACUUUGAGCCCGGUGAGGAUGGCAAGUUCACCAUCUCUAGCGACGGACUGGUCGCCAAGUUCAUCCCUUACGGCGCUAGCAUGACGAAUCUCUUCGUCAAGGACAAGCACGGCGAGGAUGUCGACGUCGUGCUCGGCUACGACGAUCUCGAGCGAUACGCCGAGGAUCCCGGCCAUCCCGUGUACAACGCCAUUCCCGGCCGCUACGCCAACCGCAUCGGCAACGGCAAGUUCGAUCUCGACGGCGAGACCUACAUAACGGAGCAAAACGACGGCAACAACACCCUCCACAGCGGCACCAACAACUGGUCCUUCCGCGACUGGACCGUCGUCGACCUCUCCGACGACACCAUCACCUUCUCCAUCUACGAUGAGGAGGGCGAGUCCGAGGGCUUCCCUGGCGAUGUCUACGCCAACGUCACCUACAGCGUCGCCGGCAGCACCUGGAAGAUCUCCAUGGAGGCUACCGCGCCCACCAAGGAUACCCCUCUCCUGCUCACCCAGCACACCUACUUCAACCUCGACGCCUACAAGAACCCCGAGACCGACCUCAUCUGGGACCACAUCCUGCACAUGCCCUACUCGGCCCGCUACCUCGAGGCCGACCAGGGCGCCCUCCCCACCGGCAAGAUCCUGACCGCCAAGCCCGGCUCCAUCAACGACUUCGCCAGCGCCCCUCCCUCCCCUUUGGCCACCACAAGGACGACCCCGACUUCAAGGGCAACUGCGGACGCUCCCGAGGACGCCGUCGUCGUCACCCUCGCCAGCGCCUUCUCCGGCAUCAAGGCCGAUCUCAAGACCGACCAACCCGGCGUGGUCAUCUACUCUUGCUCGUGGAUGGGCGGCGACCAGGAGCUCAAGAACAGCACCCAGGGCAUCGACGACCGCACGCACGUCCAGAAGAGCUCGUGCGUUGCUAUCGAGGCCCAGGAUUACCCUGAUGGUAUUAACCACCCUGAGUGGGACAGGCUCGAUGCCCAGAUCACUGGACCCGAUGAGGUGUACACGUGGGAGAGCUCCUGGACUUUCGGUCUCCUCGAGGAGGCUGCGGGCGAGGAGGAGGAGCCUGAUGCGUGCGAGGAGGAGGAGGAAGAGGCUCCCGUAGAGGAGGCCCCCGAGGAGGAAGCUCCCGAGGAGGAGGCUCCCGAGGAGGAGGCGCCUGAGGAGGAAGCCCCCGAAGAGGAAGCCCCUGAAGAGGAGGCCCCUGAAGAGGAAGCUCCCGAAGAAGAGGCUCCUGAGGAGGAGGCUCCCGAGGAGGAGGAGGCCCCCGAGGAGGACCCUUGA
Molecule: messenger RNA, 1347 nt
Organism: Parascedosporium putredinis
Lineage: Eukaryota; Fungi; Ascomycota; Sordariomycetes; Microascales; Microascaceae
Source: the annotation of a GenBank genome assembly